Messenger RNA from Salvelinus namaycush (lake trout), 3029 nucleotides. RefSeq names its product SH2 domain-containing protein 3C-like. Lineage: Eukaryota; Metazoa; Chordata; Actinopteri; Salmoniformes; Salmonidae. Bases 21 to 2633 code for a protein of 870 amino acids. Gene Ontology annotation, biological process: small GTPase-mediated signal transduction; positive regulation of peptidyl-serine phosphorylation. The transcript is spliced from 11 exons. The record is from RefSeq and is a predicted model, not a curated record. Gene Ontology annotation, molecular function: guanyl-nucleotide exchange factor activity; phosphotyrosine residue binding.
GGGCCAACUCAGUUGAUGACAUGGAUACCUGCUUACUCAGCCCGGGCUAUGCUCGCUCCAGUGACAUGUACACACACGUAGGUACCGUGCCUCGAAAGGAGAGGCAGAAAAGCAGCAAGGGGUCAAAGAAAAAAAGGAGUAGCAAAGGUCAGAUCAGUGGGGGGCAGAGCCAGUGUCAGGCUGGGGACUAUGUACGAGAUUCUCCUCUUCUGAGUGUCCUGUCUAGUACCCAUCUUUCAGCUUUAGAGAAGCCAUUGCCUGGUGGCCUUACAGGGAAAACACUGCCAGUGGUUCAGGCCCCCACUCACUCUCCCUCACCCAGCUGUGACACAGAUACACUGCCAUCCCGUAAAGGCUCAUAUGAAGUACCCAAGUCCUCUGCACUUAAUAAACCCUCAGGAAAUCAAGAUCCACCAUUGACAUGUGAGGACCACUCAGUGGUCAAUGCAGCCAGGACCAAUCCUUGUGUGCCUGACCCUGCCACUAUGCCUUCCUCCCAGAGCACUCAGUACUACUCUGACCCAGUGUCACCCACAGCGCUUACCAAGGACUUGUAUGAGGUGAUGGACCCUAUAGCACAGGUGGUCCGCAGAGAUACAGAGCAGAAGACACAAGAUGAUGGAAGCAGGACUCUGGGAGAUUCACAGCGGAUGGGGACAUUUGACUGCCAAUUGGAUCCCAUUGAAAGCAAAGGUGAAUAUGUGAAGUUCUCCAAGGAGAGGUUCUGGUUGGAUGUCCCGUCUGAGAAGCUGCGCAGGGAGCUGGAGGAAGAGCUGAAACUAAGCAGCAGCAACCUGUUGAGCCAUGGCUGGUACCAUGGACACAUCCCCUGGGAGGUGUCAGAGACUCUGGUGUUGCACCAUGGGGACUUCCUCAUCCGAGACUCUCUCUCCAGCCUGGAAGACUAUGUGCUGACCAACCGCUGGAACCAAAAUACCCUGCACUUCCUAAUAAGCAAGGUCCUGCUUCAGACCAGUGAGACCUACACCCGGGUCCAGUACACCCUGGAGGGAGAGGCCUUCGACUCUGUGCCUGCUUUGGUUCACUUCUACGUGGGGAACAGGAUGGUUUUGACUCAGCAGAGUGGGGCUCAGAUCCACAGUCCCGUUAAUCGUACUCUACCACUACACUACUUGGAGGCAGCCUUCACUCUGGCCAACCACAAGGGCUCUCUGAACUCUCCCUCCUGUCAGAAAGGGGCUCUGGUCAAGACCCAGAGUGGGAAUGGGAUGGACAAGAUCUGCCCGCUUAGCCCUUCUACUCUUCACCACAGGGGGGCAGUCAGGAGCUGUAGCUUCAAUUUGGAUCAGAUUGAGAAAAUCCAUCAGCCCCCUUCACCUAUUGGAGAGAACCUUCUCUCUUCACCAUUCAUCACCCAGCAGCCCAGGAGUCCACGUGUCAUCCGAGUGCCAGAGGUGGCUCCCUCCCCAUCUGUCUCCAGACGCUCCAGCAGCAGGACCCAACCCUGCCCCUCACCCUCACCCUCCCCCAACAACAACACACAACAGACCACCAGAGCCCAGGCCUCACCAACCCACAUAUAUCUGACUCCAGACACAGACAGCAGCUACAGUCAGCUCUGUCCUGCCACCCCACCAGCUCAGAGUUAUGUGAAGCGGCUGUGUACGGAGGAGGAGGAGGGACAGAGUGUUGUAGACCCUGUGAAGGAGGAGAAUGUGUAUGAGGUCCCUAUAGUGGAAACAGCCUCUGCCUUCAGGCCUAGUAGGUACCAGUCCCCACUGAUGACCAAGGAGAACAGGCCCCUGGAGGUGGGGGUGCUGAGGAGGAUCAAGGAGCUGCUAGCCCAGGUGGAUGCCAAGACAGCGGCUAAACACAUCACCAAGGCUGACUGCAUGGUCGCCAGAAUAUUGAACGUGACUCCGGAGAUGCAGAGGAAGAUGGGUGUAAGUUCUGGGAUGGAGCUACUGACCCUCCCACACGGUCACCAACUCCGUCUGGACCUGCUGGAAAGGUUCCAGACCAUGUCCAUCAUGCUAGCUGUGGAGGUGCUGGGUUGUACUGGCAGCACUGAGGAGAGAGCUUCCCUGCUGCACAAAACCAUCCAAAUGGCUGCUGAGCUCAAGAGCAACCUGGGCAACAUGUUUGGCUUCGCCGCCAUUAUGAGAACCUUAGAGCUGCCACAGAUCUGCCGUCUGGAGCAGACGUGGAUGGUGUUACGCCAGCGACACACAGAGGGCGCUAUCCUCUAUGAGAAAACCUUGAAGCCUUUCAUGAAGCGCAUGAACGAUGGGAAAGAGAGCGGUGCAUUUUCUAACACAUCUUUCCCGCACGUGGUGCCCCUCCUAUCCCUCCUGGAGAAGAGUGUGGCGGUGGCGGACGGGGCGGAGCCCUGGGAGACGGUGGAAGCGGGGAUGGAUGUGGUGAUGAGUCAUCUGGCGGCGGCACGUACUAUGGCACAGCUGGGUGGCAACUACUGCGCCAACGCAGAGAAAAAUCUACAGGGUUUCCAGGAGCAAGCUGAGGUUCUAGAACUCUUCCUCACAGAAUUCCAGAUGAGGUUGCUGUGGGGGAGUCGGGGGGCGGAGGAGAACCAGGCAGAGCGAUACACCAAGUUUGACCAGGUGUUGACCGCCCUGUCCAACAAACUGGAGCCCCCCCAUUCGGCACAGUGACCUUUAACCCCAACCCACAUUGGACCUGAAUGGGUCUGUCUUGCCUUUGUCUCUUGAAAUGAGAAGCAACUCCUGUCAAGUACUCCGUGUCAACUGACAUGGCUGUACCAGCAAGACUGAGUCAGGACAUUUUUUUUGUCUUGAGAGAUGCUAUGCUAUGGCUUAAAUUCAUGGUUCUGGGUAAUAAGGUAGGCUACUAAUGCCGCUUUAUCAUUUCACAUAGAAAUGUGCUUCACUACACAGACUUGUGCUGUGAAGUAGUAAACAGAGAAUAAUGCUCUGUUGGCGUAUGGCCAGAGAAGGAUUACUUUAUCCUAUCCUAGGUAUUCCUUAAAGAGGUGGGGUUUCAGGUGUCUCCGGAAGGUGGUGAUUGACUCCGCUGACCUGGCGUCGUGA